GCUGAUAUUUUACCUGCAAACAAAUCUCCAUUGCACCUUAUUUAAUUUGCUUGUUAAAUAUUGUUUUUCCUUGUUUUUUUCUUUUGGGUUAAAUCAAAAGCAGAAAAUCUCAAUUUUUUCUCCUUGUUUCACUCUCUCAAAUAUCUCAUCCAACAGGGAAGUUUUCAACUUACAAAAUACCAUCCCAACAGUUCAAAAAUUUUUAAAAAAAAACAAGUUUUUUCCCCUUUCCUUAUUCACUCUGGUUUUGUCUGAAAACCGAACAUUCUGUGCUCUUUCUUCCAGCUUAAGCACCAGCAGAUCCGCUAUCCGAGGCAGUUUAUAAAAGGGAAUUGUUAUGUCAUACAAUUGGUGAUUAAUUGAUUUGCUCAUAAUGUCGAGGAUCACUAAGUGGAAGAUUGAGAAGUCAAAAGUAAAAGUUGUAUUCCGGCUUCAGUUCCAUGCUACACAUAUUCCACAAAGUGGAUGGGAUAAACUGUAUAUAUCCUUUGUUCCUGCUGAUUCUGGAAAAACGACUGCAAAGACAACUAAAGCAAAUGUGAGAAAUGGAACUUGCAAAUGGGCUGAUCCAAUCUAUGAGACUACAAGGCUUCUCCAAGACAUCAAAACUAAGCAAUUCGAUGAAAACCUCUAUAAGCUUGUUGUGGCAAUGGGUUCCUCAAGAUCCAGCCUUCUUGGUGAGGCUACCAUCAAUCUUUCUGAUCAUGCUGAUGCAUCAAAACCUUCUGUUGUUUCAUUGCCUCUUCUUGGCUGUGAUUCUGGAGCUACAUUACAUGUCACUGUACAACUGCUAACCUCUAAAACUGGUUUCAGGGAGUUUGAACAGCAACGAGAACUUAGUGGGAGAGGUUUGCAGGUUGGCCCAGACCAAAAUGGUCCUGAUCAGUCUUAUUCUGGGAAAGUAUCAGUUUCUGAGGAGAUUGUCAACAAUCGCAUUGAUAAGGUCAAUGCAAGGGUUAGAUUUAUAGAAAAAUCUAAAGAACAACCUUUGCUUGAAGAUGUUGCCUUGAAUGAUGACUGUGGAGACUCAAAUGUGGGUUUCCAUGGCUCUUCAAAUACUUCAGAUAAUUUAUAUGCAGAGGAGCAUGAAAUGUCCAGUGCCCAUGAAAAUGAUGGCCAGAAGAGUACAGUCUAUGUGGCAGGACUUGGUCACAUCCCUCAGCAAGAGAGAGGGGAUUCCUCAGUUCAUCAAUUAUUGGCACUGGGGACUAACGGUUGGGUUCAUGGCUGGAGUUCAGACUAUUCCGCAGAUAAUGACAUGGCUAUUGCCUAUGAAGAGAAUAACAGACUCAGAGGAUGCUUGGAAGCGGCAGAGUCAUCCAUUCAGGAACUAAAGAUGGAACUAAGUUUUUUACAAAAUCAUGCUAAUCUAAUAGGUGAUGAAACAGAGAAGUUUGCUGAGCAACUUGUUGCUGAGAUUUCUUCUGGAGAAAGGUUGGCAAAAGAGGUUUCUGCCUUAAGAUCUGAAUGUUCGAAGUUGAAAGGUGACCUUGAGCAGAUGACAAGUUCUAAGCUAUACCCUCCAUUGAAUAGCAAAGAACCUAUUAAGAAAGACCAGAAUCUCUUAUUUCAAGACUUAGAGGUCACUUGGUCGAAGGGGCUUUUAGCUAUGGAGGCUAAGAUAAGGGAACUUCAAAAUGAGACAUGUUUGAAUUAUCAUCAAAGAGACCAUAGGUUCCUUCAUGCAGAUUUGGGGGCAUUGCUUGGCAUUCUGCUAGAUCUCAAACAAAACUCAAAAAGAAAUAUCUAUUCUUAG
Messenger RNA from Gossypium raimondii (Peruvian cotton), 1756 nucleotides. RefSeq lists its product as uncharacterized. The record is from RefSeq and is a predicted model, not a curated record. NCBI's taxonomy places the organism in Eukaryota, Viridiplantae, Streptophyta, Magnoliopsida, Malvales, Malvaceae. The transcript is spliced from 7 exons. The coding region runs from base 374 to 1756 and encodes 460 amino acids.